This is a messenger RNA of Cokeromyces recurvatus, 1585 nucleotides long. RefSeq lists its product as uncharacterized. The annotation marks the transcript as partial. The transcript is spliced from 8 exons. Gene Ontology annotation, cellular component: pyruvate dehydrogenase complex. Gene Ontology annotation, biological process: pyruvate decarboxylation to acetyl-CoA. Gene Ontology annotation, molecular function: dihydrolipoyllysine-residue acetyltransferase activity. Lineage: Eukaryota; Fungi; Mucoromycota; Mucoromycetes; Mucorales; Mucoraceae. The record is from RefSeq and is a predicted model, not a curated record.
GUCACAAAAAAAAUCCGGGGGUGAAGUCUCCCGUAAUUUUUAUCUAUAUUCCCGUCAUACUUUAUUAUUAUUAUUAUUAUACAAAAAGGACAAUCUUUUUAUUUUGUUUUGCUCUAAUUCUAUCACAAGAUGCAUCGUAUACUUGUUAAUCGAUUAGUGAAUGCUACAAAGACAUCUACUAUAAAGUUAGGGUUUCAUACUUCAACAAGUAAUUCAGCCAUAACACGUUUCAAUUUACCUGCCAUGAGUCCUACCAUGACAGAAGGAACUAUUCAUAGAUGGGUAGUAAAAGAAGGGGAUUCAUUUUCUGCUGGUGAUGUUCUUUUAGAACUUGAAACAGAUAAAGCACAAAUUGAUGUUGAAGCAGCUGAGGAUGGUGUAUUGGCAAAGAUUAUCCUUCCUGAAGGUAAAAAGAGUCCUGUUAAUACAUUAAUCGCUCUUUUAGCUGAAGAAGGAGAUGAUAUUUCUAAUGUUGAAAUCCCUGCUGAUAAAGGAGAAGAAAAGGCUUCCCCUGUUGAAGAAAAGGAAAAAGCAACAGAAUCUACUACUGCUAAUAAAGCUGUUGUUUCACCUAUUUCUCAUCAUGAUAUUGACACAAGCAAAUUAAAGAAACCUUUAUCACCAGCCGUAUUAAGUUUGGUAACAAAGUAUGGUAUUAAAGAUGUUAGUCUUAUUGAACCUUCAGGAUAUGGAGGCCGUAUCUUAAAAGGUGAUGUUCUGGCCUAUCUUGGUUUAAUUAAACCUAAACCUGCUCCUAAGCCUACUUUGACAGCAGCACCCCCUAGAGAUCAAAUCAUAUUUGCAAAGCCAAAGGUUAAAGAAGAAGAAAAAGAAAUUAAAAAAGAAGCUCCUCCUACUUUUAUUAGUAAAAAAAUAACAGUUGAUCCUCUUUUCAAUUUACGCCAAUCUUUAAAUGAGCAACAUGGAACUUGUGUUAGUGUUAAUGAUUUCAUCGCUAAAGCAGCUGAACGCGCUUUACAAGACGUGACUACGCGUUCAUCUUUUGAUAAUAAUAAGAAGAAGAAUAUUAUUUACAAUAAUGUUAAAUCAUUCUCAGAAACAAAAUACAAUGGUGGUACUUUCAAGAUAUUUAAUCUAGCUGAUCCUGUUUAUGAUUUUAUCUCGGAUUCUUAUACAAAUGCAAAGCCAUAUAUUAUGCAAGUAGGAGGUAGUAAACGAUAUUCAAUGCAACAAGCAAAAAAAUCAGAAAAUCAAGAAAUGCUUGACUUGAUUGAUUAUCUUGGUGAUGAAAAAACUAGCGUCACUAAAUAUAAUCAUAUUCGACUUUCAACUCAACAAACACCUAAAAUUAAUUUCUUAAAUGAACCAAAGAAGCAGAAUCGAUAUGAAAUUGAAGUAAAACUUGAUGGAGGAAUUCCAAAUGAUCCAAAAGCAAAUGCUUUCCUUGAUCGAGUCGAAUAUUAUAUUAGAAAUCCUAAUGAAUUAGUUGUAUAAUAAUAAAUUAAGCAUUCUUACUAUUUACACGAGAUAGAAAGAAAGAAAAAAAAAAGAGAUAAUGGAAAAAAGAAACCAUCUCAUUUAACGUAGCUCUUUCUCUCCUCCUCCUCCUCCCCCCAAAAAAAAA